This is a messenger RNA of Drosophila albomicans, 568 nucleotides long. RefSeq lists its product as uncharacterized. Gene Ontology annotation, molecular function: prothoracicotrophic hormone activity. The transcript has 2 exons. Lineage: Eukaryota; Metazoa; Arthropoda; Insecta; Diptera; Drosophilidae. The record is from RefSeq and is a predicted model, not a curated record. Bases 71 to 568 code for a protein of 165 amino acids.
UCGCUUUGCAGCCUACGAUGAUCUGCAGCCGCCAGCUCGCAACUCGCAUCCCAAACGCUGCAAUCGUUAUAUGGACUGCGCCGAGCAGUCGCCAGUUGUGGAGGAUAGCGAUGCCGAGCUGACUGCUGACAACUCCAAAAUGCUCAACGCACUCUUUGGCCUCGUGCAGAGCACCCCAGCCCCGGCUCAUCCCAUGGAAGCGACGCUCACGCCUUACCAGCUGCCUGCCAUGUACUACAACGACUUCUACGAGGAUCUGCUGACCAACAAGCGCAACGAUGUCCACGCCGCCGGUUGCGACUGCAAGAACGAUCUCAAGGACUUGGGUAGCAGAUUUUACCCUCGCUAUCUGAUGAUCGCUGUCUGCGAAUCGCCAAUGCGUGAUGCAAAAUGCACGCAGGGCUCCAACUGCAAACCGCUGGAGUACAAGGUAAAGGUGCUGGAACUCACUACCGACAAGACAGCUGCCUCUUCCUCCAGGCUGUGGAUAGCCGAGGAUAUGUCGGAGCCUUGGGUGUGGAAAUUCAAGACAGUCACCGUGCCCGCCGGCUGCUUCUGCACAAAUUAA